Messenger RNA from Elgaria multicarinata webbii, 2450 nucleotides. RefSeq names its product collagen type VIII alpha 1 chain (gene COL8A1). The coding region runs from base 167 to 2383 and encodes 738 amino acids. The record is from RefSeq and is a predicted model, not a curated record. The transcript has 4 exons. Gene Ontology annotation, molecular function: protein binding. Lineage: Eukaryota; Metazoa; Chordata; Lepidosauria; Squamata; Anguidae.
UCUCAGUCUUCCAGUGAUCUCCUCCCUUUGGAUCUUGCAUGCUCAAGGACUUGGUGAUAAUUUUUAAAUCUUUCUUUGCUUUCCAAACUCUGAUGAAGAAUUCAGGCUUCUGAAAAUCAUACUGCACUGAUCCACAGCUCCAUCCAUUCCCCAAAGUCUUCAUGUUAUGGCUAUGUUGCUAGCACCUACAUGGCUCUUGGUGGUGGCUGUGACCAUUUGCCUCGGGCUACUGAGAUCUACCCAAGCUGGUGCUUAUUAUGGGAUCAAGCAGAUGCCUCCCCAAGUGCCUCAGUACCAACACCUCGGACAACAAGUACCUCACAUGCCGUUGGGCAAAGAUGGCAUUCCAAUGCAGCACAUGGGCAAGGAGACACCACACCUGCCAUAUGGGAAAGAAUAUGUGCCUCAGUAUAUAAAAGAAAUCCCACAGAUACCCAUGCUUGGCAAGGAGAGGAUUUCAAAGAAACAGAAAGCUGAAAUCCCAUUAGCCAGUUUGAGAGGUGAACGCGGUCCUCCUGGAGAGCCAGGACCAAGAGGCCCACCUGGAGCUCCAGGGAUGCCAGGACAUGGAGUGCCGGGAGCCAAAGGAAAACCAGGUCCACAAGGAUAUCCAGGGAUUGGCAAACCAGGCAUGCCCGGAAUGCCAGGAAAAUCGGGAGGAAUGGGGGCUCCUGGACCAAGAGGCGAGAUGGGGCCAAAGGGAGAAAUUGGCCCCAUGGGCAUUCCGGGGCCCCAAGGACAACCAGGACCCCAUGGACUCCCUGGCAUAGGUAAACCAGGGGACAGAGGAUUGCCAGGACAGCUGGGAGGAAAGGGUGAGCCAGGAAUGAAAGGACAACCUGGAAUACAAGGCCCUGCAGGUCCAAAAGGAGACAAAGGCGUUGGAAUUCCAGGAUUGCCAGGGCUAAAAGGUCCACCUGGUUUGCCUGGGCCUCCAGGUCCAGUUGGACUUCCUGGGAUAGGCAAGCCAGGAAUGAUUGGAUUUCCUGGUCCACAGGGACCUGCAGGCAAACCAGGGCUUCCAGGGGAGCGGGGGCCUUCAGGCUUGGUGGGAGCUCCUGGGAUACAAGGUCCUCCCGGCCUUCCAGGCAUAGGAAAGCCAGGCCAAGAUGGAAUCCCAGGACAGCCCGGCUUUCCUGGUGGGAAAGGUGAGCAAGGCUUGCCAGGCUUACCAGGACCUCCUGGUCUACCUGGGAUUGCAAAGCCAGGUUUCCCCGGACCUAAAGGGGACCGUGGCAUGGGUGGUCUUCCAGGGCCACUUGGGCCUAAGGGUGAAAAGGGGCACAUGGGCCCACCCGGCAUGGGUGGGCCGCCGGGGGAGCCAGGCCAACCAGGAUUGCCAGGAGUCAUGGGACCCUCAGGUGCUAUGGGGUUCCCAGGCCUUAAAGGAGAGGUUGGCGCCAUUGGGCCUCAAGGGCCUAUUGGUCCAAAAGGAGAACUUGGCUUACAAGGUUUCCCAGGAAAGCCGGGUUUCCCAGGGGAGGUGGGACCUCCAGGUUUGAGAGGCUUGCCUGGUCCAAUGGGACCUAAAGGAGAUGCUGGUCACAAAGGUCUGCCAGGUCUGCCAGGUGCUUAUGGGCCUAUGGGACCCAAAGGAGAACCAGGGAUCCCAGGAGCUCAAGGCCAUCAAGGCCCUUCUGGAAUCCCAGGCACAGCAGGAGCCAGUGGCCCAAUUGGCCCUCCAGGACUUCCCGGGUCAAAAGGAGAACGGGGUCUCCCAGGCCCACCGGGGUUUCCUGGAAUGGGCAAACCAGGCAUUGCAGGCAUGCAAGGACCACCUGGCAAGCCUGGAACCAUUGGUGCUCCCGGCCAGCCAGGCCUCCAGGGACCUCCAGGGCCCCCUGGCCCCCCCGGGCCCCCAGUCAUGAUGCAACCCACACCGCCAGCAAUGGGACAAUAUUUGCCUGAGGUGGGUCCUGGCCUCGAUGGAGUGAAGACUCCGCAUGGUUAUAUGGGGAAGAAAAGCAAAAAUGGCGGCGGCGCCUACGAGAUGCCAGCUUUCACGGCUGAGCUCACCACUCCUUUCCCCCGAGUCGGGGUGCCCGUGAUGUUUGACAAGGUCCUCUACAAUGGCAGGCAGAACUAUAACCCGCAGACUGGCAUCUUUACCUGCGAAAUCCCCGGGAUCUACUACUUUGCCUACCACGUCCACUGCAAAGGGGGAAAUGUCUGGGUGGCCUUGUUCAAGAACAACGAACCCUUGAUGUACACGUACGAUGAGUACAAGAAAGGCUUCCUGGACCAAGCUUCAGGGAGUGCUGUCAUUCAGCUGAUGCAUGGCGACAGAGUUUACAUCCAGAUGCCGUCUGAACAGGCAGCAGGACUCUAUGCCGGGCAGUACGUUCACUCAUCUUUUUCAGGAUAUUUAUUGUAUCCCAUGUAAACUAAGCAACUGGACAAUAUGAAAACUCUUUUUCUGUGCUUCAAACCUAUACCAUUGAAAGAUGCAU